Lasiodiplodia theobromae is the source of this 921-nucleotide messenger RNA. RefSeq lists its product as uncharacterized. The record is from RefSeq and is a predicted model, not a curated record. Gene Ontology annotation, molecular function: shikimate 3-dehydrogenase (NADP+) activity. Lineage: Eukaryota; Fungi; Ascomycota; Dothideomycetes; Botryosphaeriales; Botryosphaeriaceae. The transcript has a single exon. The coding region runs from base 1 to 921 and encodes 306 amino acids. Gene Ontology annotation, biological process: shikimate metabolic process; chorismate biosynthetic process.
AUGGCCACCCAAACCCCAAACGACACCCAACCUCAAACCCUCCACCUCGUCGGCAUCGGCGUAACCCACUCCAUCGCCCCACCCAUGCACAACCACAUUGCCCACUCCCUCAACCUCCCCUGGACCUUCCACAGCACCGAAUGCGCCACCAUCAACGACGCAAUCUCCCUGGGGCGCGCCCCCACCACAGCCGGCCUCGUCGUAACCAUGCCUUACAAGCAAACCAUCAUGCCGUGCCUAGACGGCAUCGACGACCUCGCCACCAUCAUCGGCGCCUGCAACAACGUGUACCGGGACCCCGCCGGGCAGCUCCGCGGGACGAACACGGAUUGGCUGGGCGUGAAGGGGUGUUUGUUGGAGAAGGGGGAUGGCGGCGCGGCGAGUGAGGGGGCGCCGGGGCUGAUUGUGGGCGCGGGGGGUGCGAGUCGUGCUGCGUUGUAUGCGUUGAGUGCGCAUCUGGGGUGUGGGACUGUGUACGUGCUCAAUCGGGAUGAGGGAGAGGUGCGGGAUCUGGUGCGGGACGCGCAGAGGCUGGCUUCGCCACCGGGGAUUGUGCAUGUGACGAGUUUGGAGCAGGCGAAGGCGCUGGAUACGCCGUAUUACGUUGUCGGGACGGUGCCGGAUUCCAAGCCGGCUACUGAGAGCGAGCUUUUGGUUAAGGCGUGUUUGGAGGAGUUUCUGUCGAGGCCGGAGAAAGGUGUUUUGUUGGAUAUGUGUUUCAAGCCGAGGAGAACUAGAAUGAUAAAGAUGGCUGAGGGGUUGGGGUGGUUUACUGUGGAGGGGACGCACGUCAUUGGGUACCAGAUCGAAGAGCAAUGGCGCCUGUGGGCGGGUGAGGAGAGGGUUAAGAAGCUAAACCGGGAAGGGGCAUGGAAAGUUCUCUUGGAGUCCGCAGAUGCGAGUCCUGCGAUCAAUUUCUGA